UUUUGCUCUAGCGGUCCGCCUAAAGUUUACCCUAGUAUAAAAGACAGCUAAACUACGCCUAAUCCAUUGAUAACGUGCAGCCAAGUUGAAAUCUGGUUUGGAUCAGUGAUUUGACGGAGCUGAAAUGGAGUGGCAUCUAGUAUCGGUGUUUUUUGUUGCAGCGUGUAUGUUUCAUUCUGUUAUUCUGAUCAAAGAUGCAGAGAUUGUCAAUAGCCGCGGCGUCGUGAUCCAGCGAGAGAAUGAUAAUCUGGAUAAAAAAGAACAGACUAGUCGCCAAGAAUCAAAUUCGACAAACUCUGCCACGAAGCGACACCAUCACCUCCAUAUUUUAAAAGAACGCGUGGAAACACUGGUCAAGCACGCAGAGGCCGCGCCCACCGACGGUGCCAGUGCUAACAUGGUGGAAUGUCUGGACUGCAGUACUGGUUGUUACCCACUCCUUGGAUCGUGCAGAGAAGGGUGCAAAGAAACGUGUUCCGCCUUGCGACUUGAGCCGUACUGCGUGUACAGAAGAGACCACAAAAUAUACCAGUGCCAGUGCACCACCAAGGCACAGUACAGACCAGGGCUGAUUAUCACCGAUGACUAUUAUGGUCUGGAUUGUUCAGAAGGCUGCCUGGAUGCAAAUAUGUACGAUCAACAACGAUGUCACCGCUACUGUUAUUUCCAGUGUCAGGGGCCAUGGUCUGGGUCGAGACCGUGCUACUUCGCAUACGAACAGAGCGUAUGGCAAUGCGAGUGUUGGUAUGACUGAAUCAACGUGUCCGGUUGGUGACGACGAGUAUUUCGAAAACAGGCUUUUCAGUUCAUUGACCGGUAACUGCAUUGCUAGAGUUUUCAUUAUUUUGAAGUUGUUUUCGGCUAAUAAUUAAACAAUAUCACUCUUUUGUAUUAUCAA
This is a messenger RNA of Saccoglossus kowalevskii, 898 nucleotides long. RefSeq lists its product as uncharacterized. The record is from RefSeq and is a predicted model, not a curated record. Lineage: Eukaryota; Metazoa; Hemichordata; Enteropneusta; Harrimaniidae.